Messenger RNA from Salarias fasciatus (jewelled blenny), 1750 nucleotides. It is a transcript of the gene opn7d, whose product is annotated as opsin 7, group member d. The transcript is spliced from 6 exons. Gene Ontology annotation, cellular component: membrane. Bases 226 to 1425 code for a protein of 399 amino acids. Gene Ontology annotation, molecular function: G protein-coupled receptor activity. NCBI's taxonomy places the organism in Eukaryota, Metazoa, Chordata, Actinopteri, Blenniiformes, Blenniidae. The record is from RefSeq and is a predicted model, not a curated record. Gene Ontology annotation, biological process: visual perception; G protein-coupled receptor signaling pathway.
GAACCGAGACUCUUCAGAGGAACUUCAAGCGGGUCCAUUGCUCCUCUCUCUCUCUCUCCCUCUCUCACUUUCUCCUCUUCACCUUUUCUCUCUCUCCCUCUUUGGACUGUCCCCCCCACCCCUGCCUCUUCCUCUCGGUGGCUGGCCAGGCUCCUCUCCUGUGUGUCCUGCUCUUCACCUGGCCUCCAUGAGUUUAACUGGGGACAAGCCAUUCCUCCCUGGAAGAUGGGAAAUGAUUCGGACGCAUCUGCUGUGUUUGCCUCCACCAUCUCCAAGGAGUACGACAUUCUCAUGGGUUCCCUCUACAGCGUGUUCUGCGUACUGUCCCUCAUAGGCAACUGCAUUCUCCUACUUGUUGCUUAUCACAAGCGCUCAACCUUGAAACCGGCAGAGUUCUUCAUCAUCAAUCUUUCCAUAAGCGACCUCGGAAUGACGCUCAGUUUAUUUCCACUGGCCAUACCGUCGGCAUUUGUACACAGGUGGCUGUUUGGGGAAACCACCUGCCAGCUCUAUGCUAUGUGUGGAGUUCUCUUUGGUCUGUGCAGCCUGACAAACCUCACUGCCCUCUCUUUAGUGUGCUGCCUUAAAGUCUGUCUUCCCAGCCGUGGUAACAAGUUCUCCCCGUCGCACGCCCGUCUCCUGCUGGCUGGGGUCUGGUUCUAUGCCUCGGUGUUUGCCGUGGGGCCGCUGGCUCGGUGGGGGCGUUACGGCCCCGAGCCCUACGGCACGGCCUGCUGCAUCGACUGGCACGCGCCAAACCACGAGCUCCUGGCGUUGUCUUACAUCGUCUGCCUUUUUGUGUUCUGCUAUUCGCUGCCCUGCACCAUCAUCUUCCUCUCCUACACCUUCAUCCUGCUGACGGUGAGGGGGUCCCGCCAGGCCGUCCAGCAGCACGUGUCACCGCAGACCAAGACCACCAACGCCCACGUCCUGAUCGUCAAGUUAUCAGUGGCAGUAUGCAUCGGGUUCCUUGGCGCCUGGACCCCGUAUGCUGUGGUGGCCAUGUGGGCUGCGUUCGGAGACGCCACGGAGGUUCCACCGACCGCAUUCGCGUUGGCCGCCAUGUUUGCCAAGUCCUCCACCAUCUACAACCCAAUGGUCUACCUGCUGUGCAAGCCCAACUUCCGCGAGUGUCUGUACAGAGACUCGUCCAUGCUGCGGCAGAUGAUCUACCGGGGAAGCCCCCAGCUGGAGCCCAAAGACCGCUUCGGAUCCACCUCGCAGCGCAACAAAGACACCAGUGUCUCCACGCGCUUCUCAAACGGACAGCAGGAGAGCUACGGGGCCUGUCUGCACUGCACCGAGAGCGCGGCACUGUGUCAUGUGACGCCCCCCCAGAGGACUGCCUGCAUCCUGACCGGGUCCACCUACACAGAGGUGACAGUCAGCCGCCUUUCAGCCGAACCACAGGCUAACUUCCUCUAGUGGCGCGGCCACCGCUAUUCGCGAAACUAACUAAAUGGGACACAUUUUUUAAAAAAGACAGAAAUAGUACAAGUUGUACUUUCAACAAGAUGUCACCGCACGGUAACAGCAGACUUACGAGGACCGAGGACUGCGUCUCUACUGAAAAAACGGAAAGACUUCUUCUUGGGAAACGCUUGGGAUUCCUAUAAUCUGCACUCUGCCGACUUCAUCUGAGAAAAUGUGCCAGAGAAAUUCAUACUUGUAACGUCUGGAAGGAUGUGUCGGCUUGUUUCCCGUUUAAUUUCAAUGCACUGGCAUUUAACUGAAUUCUCAGAGAGCAGAA